AAGUGGAUGAUAAUGAACUCACAACAAUUAAUACUAUUAUCAUGAAAACUAUACCAAAAAAGUCCAAAGAAAACUGCAUAACACCACCAAUAAUUGCUUUUGCACUUGCAUCACAAUUAAAUACAAAACAAAUUCCAAGUAAAAAUGAUAUCAUUGAUAUUCAAGAUGACUCGAGAGAUGGAAGUAAAGCAAAUGACUAUGACGAUAAUAAAAUGAAGAACUUUCUGAAAAUGAUAUUAAUGAAGAC
Racocetra persica is the source of this 247-nucleotide messenger RNA. The record is from the annotation of a GenBank genome assembly. NCBI's taxonomy places the organism in Eukaryota, Fungi, Glomeromycota, Glomeromycetes, Diversisporales, Gigasporaceae.